AGUGCAACCCAACAAAGAUUUAGGGAAGGAGUCUACAGCAAACUCCCAAAGGAGGCAUUGAUCAUCCCAGGCAAUGAUAGAGUUGUAGCGGGUCACGGGUGGCGGGCAUUGGGCCCGAGAUUAUGCCCACUUUCUUCCCUGGCAGGGCACUGUCGGCAGUGAUGCUCCUGAUCAUAUUUUGAGAGAGACGCCUGGUGGACUUCCAAAUCUGCUUAAAGAUUUUGCUGCACUGAGGUUAUUGCUGCAGCUGCAGCCAAGAAGGAUGAAGCUGGCGAAAGAGGCCCCAAAGACGGAGCGUCCAGCCCCCCGGAUUGUCCCCCUCCAGGGCUUCUUGGAGGAGCCCCCCAGCCCCACGGCAGAGGAGGCCGGAGGGAUCCCAAUCCCCACUUCAGGGCUGCUGCAGGUUGCAGAACGCCGGCAGCCCCUGAGCAGCGUCUCCUCUCUGGAGGUCCAUUUUGACCUGCUGGACCUGACUGAACUAACCGAUAUGUCGGACCAGGAGCUGGCCGAGGUCUUUGCGGACUCCGAUGAGGAGAACGUUGCCAAUGACUCCUCGGCUGGCCUUCACCCGCACUCGCAUCCCAACCCCCGGGCGGGCUACCUGCGUUCGCCUUCCUGGACGAGGACAAAAGGAGAUCAGGGCCGGGAGAAGAAGCACCUCAGCGACUCGGAGCUCCAGGGAGGCAAAGCGGAUGCCUUCCUGACUCUGGGAAAGCCGGCAGAAGAAUAGGGAGGACAAGAACAGGCCGGGAGCGAAACCAAGGUGCCAACGCUCACUCUUGCACUAACCCAGGCAACUGGUGACCUUAAGAGAUGCCCAUUCCUCUUCUGCACACCUCCGCUGCUCCUCCCACAUAAGGAUGUUUGCAAAUCUUGCCUGUUGUGUACAGACAGCCUCAUCACCAUCACCACCUCCACCACAUUUGUGUCCAUUCCUGCAUCCCUGAAUUUCUGUUGCCAGUUCUGUUCUCUUGCAGAUGCCAACAUUUCUGGGAUUGGGGGAGCUGGAUGCAGUCCCAUUUUGUCUUUUGGCACUUUUGAGCCCUUCUGAAUGUGGUCAGCUAUGGGGAACUUGAGGAAAGAGGAGCCUCCUGGGAAGAGGAGAGCUGCUUCAGCCCCAAACAAUAGCGGAGAAACCUUCCUCAGCCGCGUGCCUUGAGCGAUAGAGGGGCAACCCCCAGAAAUCUCUCAGCCAGGCCAAGGAAUCUCAUCAUACCAAAGGAACCAAGGGGGGGGGACAACUUAAAAGUAUUGUUUCUGUGACACUUCCAGGAUCCUACACCACAAAGCAGGACUCCUGCCUCCCAGGAAGACCUGCUAAGCCAAGGCAGAUCCAGUCCUCAUGUCUUUGAAAAGCACACUCUCUUCCCAGUGGCCUUAUAACUUCCCACCUGCAGCUGUGGGGCUCUGGUCUAAGCACACACACCUCACACUGACACCAUCUCAUCUCACCCAUCGUCCAUUAGAAGUGUCCCAAGGUAUUGAGGAAUAAAUCCCCACUCUGGGACAACGUGGCAAGCAGGGCACAAUGGGCAAUCACAGUGGUGGCUCACUGGCUCACAGCCGCUCGCCAAACCUGCCACUGAAGGCUGCGGAAAAUGGUGACGCCAAGCCAAGUAAUACAUUGAGCAGCUAAGCACAACUCCAGUGCUUCCAGAAAGCUGUCCUGUGAAAUGGGAUGUUUGGCCUCCUUUGACCAAGCAGGGCCACUGCCCUGGGUUGUAUGAAGGGGGCAUCUUCCAUGCUUCCAGAAUAGGACUUGUACAUUCCUCAGAAGCAAAACCUUGGUCUCGGAAAGGUCCUUUCUUCUGCGCUCCUCUGAUAUCGAGAUGCUGGAAAGGUGAAAGAAGGCUAGCGAGAGUGCUGGGAUCUCCCCAGCCAAAGCCCCUUCUUUUUUCCAUGCUUCCCCAUCCUUCAGAUCUGCUGAGGAAGCCCCUUUCACGUUCAUCCAAAUAUUGGGGGGGCUCAGCUUGCCCUGCUCCUUUCCCUUCCUCCCUCCCUUGCUUUCUUCCUUCUGCACACACAUCCAUUCCCUCCAUGGACCACUUUCUCUUCAGCUGCGAUGGAGAUGAUCAACAUCUGAAUACAUUCGGGGAUGGCCUCCGUCAGCCAAACGAGUCUUCCCAACAGAGCUGGUUUUCUCCCCCAUUUCUUCUCAGGAUGGUACAGAAACAGCCAUCUUUGCCACCUCCACCUGCUGCUCUCCUCCUGCCCCAUUUAUUUUCCAUUCCUCGCUUUGCAGCAAUGCUCUACAAGUCUUAUUUUGCCUUUAAAACAAAAGGAUCCGGUAGCUCACUGUGGUUCUACUGAAGGAGAAAAGGAGACCCAAAGGCUGGCCACAGAGGACCAUUCAGGGAAAUGAGAAGCAAGGAGUGCAGCUUAGCCCUUUGACCAGUGAGCCCCACUGCCUCUACAGUCCCCACAGCCCUCUGGCUGAGAAGGAACUGCUUACUACGCAAGGCCAACACCUCCCAAACCAUGGCACAGUCCAACACUUUGGGGAGGCGAUUGUUUCUUCUAAUAGGGAGGUUGCCCAGAAAGCUAUGUAUGCCCCAUUCGCAUCCAGGUGAGAGGUAAAAGUUGGGUGCCUUGUGCCAAACUCCCCAGAAGCUCCCUUCCUUUGCCAUCUCCAACACCCAGAACUCUCCCUCUUUGGUAGCAUAACGGCACUGGCAUCUUUGGGUUGGGAGAAAUUGUUAGGGGACAAAGAGAGGCAGAUUCAUCCCCUUUUCCUCUCCUCUGGAAAAUGCAUGCUCUUUGAAAGCUCUCCAGCACCUCCAUUUUGAGGUUCCCAUGAUCCCUGCCAGGCCAGGAGAUAAUGUUCCAGCAUCCACCAUGGAGCACUGGUUGAAGCACUUUGUGCCGUUUGCUCAGUGUCAGAGGCUGACAGACAAGCAUCUGCUGAUCAGGGCACAAAUCCAGCAAGCCACCAGCUGAAGUGGAAACGCUGGGCAUCAUGACACCCAGAUGACACCCGAGCCACCCACGGAGGGGGCUGGGGGCAAACAACAGCUGCUUCCCAAAUUAAUCCUUCUUGCUUUCACAGCCAGAAAUUCAGCUGUUUCCAGGGAUGUGUCAAGUGCCACAUCCUUCCAGUUUAGUUCUUCACUACCCAAGGUGUCGAAGCCCCCAACCUGCAUCCUGAAUCCCUGUGGGCCAUCCAAGCUGGCUCUAAGAGGGACGAGGAACCAUUAAUCUAACCUGCCAUGGCCACCAUGGGCUCCUCCUCCUCAUUCCUCCAUUACAUUCAAUGUACUCCUGACUAUUUAUCCAGAGAUUUUGGGGGCUUUUUGCUAAUGCACAAUGAGAAGGGAAACAACAAAGGCGUGAAUCACAGAAACUGUGUUGCUACCUCCUUGGAAUAAUCUGUCAUCUUCUGGGCAGAGUGAACAAACUCACUGUAAUGAAGCCCUGGGAAAACAGAACCUGUGCAACCUCUUGGCUGGAAGGGUCCCAUUCUGGCUCAGGAGAUGGAGUAGGCCUAGUUUCAUAAGGGAUGGGGUGCAAUCGACAGUGUGGGGGCUGUCACCACUGACUGUGGUUCAGCACAUGGCCCUCUUGUUCCUGGGGUUGGGUUGUUGUUUUUAUUCUUGGGCACGCCAGUCCAUCUGGAUUGGCACAAUGGGCAGAACCCACUUGCCCUUCUUGCCUUGCAGAUCUGGGCCUGAUCUAGACUGUGCCAAUGUUGCUCUGAAUCAAACAGUAGCAUUCCCCAGGUGGUCUUGGCAGCAUUGUGUGUGUGUUUGUGUCUGUGUGCGCGCAUGCGUGCUUGUGUGGAGGCUUUGCUGUCAAACCCAUGCCUGGACUCACACACGUUGGCCUCUACAUCUGUGGAGGAACAAACCUGGACAGGGAGAACAGAGCCCUG
Sceloporus undulatus (fence lizard) is the source of this 3868-nucleotide messenger RNA. RefSeq names its product dysbindin domain containing 1 (gene DBNDD1). The transcript is spliced from 4 exons. The record is from RefSeq and is a predicted model, not a curated record. The coding region runs from base 263 to 730 and encodes 155 amino acids. Gene Ontology annotation, biological process: negative regulation of protein kinase activity. Gene Ontology annotation, cellular component: cytoplasm. Lineage: Eukaryota; Metazoa; Chordata; Lepidosauria; Squamata; Phrynosomatidae.